AUGUCGAGCCGCUCUGACGAUUCUCUGGAUUCACUCUUUCAUUACGAGCCGAGCCGCGUAGAUGCCGAGGUGAGAGGUACAACAGAAUCAUUCGAGGCAUCUGUUUCACCGAGCCCUUCCAAUCGUUCAUCUGACGAGGCGUCAAAUCAUGCAAAUCCGUCAGAUGUCGGCUCUCCAGAUGAUGAGCCGUCGGUUUCGACGAGCCGUCCCCAGGAUCCUGUUCCUGAUGAAAAUAUUAAUCGCGCCGCACUCAAAGCCGAGGAGAAGGCAUUUCCCUUUGACCUAUUCGAGGCGAAGCGUGAGUUGGAACAUCUCAUGGCGCCCCGAGGCGCUUCCACAUCUGGGCGAGGGCCACGAGUUAAGAGACAAAAGCCUGACCCGCCUGGCUCUACGCUUUGCUCCCUUGAGUCGCUCGAGGCGUUGAGGCAUCGCUUCGGGAUAUCCGAGGCGGUGGAGUUUGUCGUUCCAGAGAAGAGCGGCCGAGCCGACAAGCCUCCAGAGAACCACUUCACUCUGUACGAGGCGUUCUUCAAGCUUUGCUUUCUCUGGUUCCCGAUCGCCGGAGUGAUCCUCGAAUAUCUCUGGAAACAUGGAAUCUCGAUUGGGCAAAUCAUGCCGAGGGGAUUACGGCAUAUGAUUGGCAUCUUAGUUCGAAGCUUUGAAUGCGGGCUUGAUAUCGAGCUGAAUCACCUGCUGAACUUGCUGGAAAUCAGGAAAGCUCCGAAAGGAAAUAGAUUCUAUAUUUACAACAAGGCGAAGCGACGGAUCAUAGGCGGUUUUCCCAGCAAGGAUCAGUUUCGGAUUGAACGCUUCUUCUACGUCUUGGUGAACGAGGCGUCGGUCGGCGAGGAUUACGUUCAAAGAACCAAGACCGCUUGGGGACCACUUGUUCGGAACAUUCUUCCCCCGAUUCCCGACGACCUCUUUGUUGUUCGAGAUUCUCUUUCGGCUCGGAAGGUCAAUUGGAGGAAGAACUUCUCCCUCGAGAGAGUAGAGAAAGCCCGAGCUAUCCUUGCCGGAGUCCCUGUCAGCUCUUCGUCUUCCAGCUCCUCAAGAGAUACACGAGAAAAAAUGGUGAUAAUCGCUCUGAGAGAUAGGAAGAGGCGUGAAGAAGAAGAGGCCGCGAGACGAGCUGCCGAGGCGGCUCAAGCGCAGACCGAGGCGGUUCAAGCGCAGACCGAGGCCAUCCCUCAACCCGACUCGCCGAGCCGGGAAGGAGACGAAAUAGUCCAAGCCGCAGAGGCCAACACUGCCGAGGCGGCCGAGAAAGAUGCAGCGCCCGAGGUGGAACCGGGCGAAAUUAUUCCCGAGGCAUCCGGGGAUGAUUCGGCGGUGCGGAGCAAAACCCCUUCGAACUCCGCCAUUUUGGCCCUCCCGAAGUCGACGAGGCCCCCAACUUCAGUUGUUCAGAAACAUGACCCCAGCCAAAAACGUUCGGCCGCUGACAAGGGGAAGGGUGUUGCUGUUCAGAAGGAUGAGCCGUCCAAGAAGAGGCGGAAGCCGACGCCCGGAGGCUCUGCUGCGCGCAAGUUGGUCGUCGACGACCCCGACGCCUCUGCCGUUAUGUUAUCGCGUGUAAAUAACGCGAACACUCGUCUUCCUCCUCCGGAGAAGCUGAGGAGGCCGAGGUCGUACGGCGCGAUGGCACAGCACGGUACCAAGUUUGUAGCGGCCAUUAACGACCUGAUGGCCGAGUACGAGGCGGACCUGUCUAAGGUUGAACGUCGCUUGGACGAGGCCCGAAAUGAGACCGCAGCGUCAAAGGUGAAGCUGGAAGAGGCUCAGAACGAAGCCGCGGUGGCAAAGGGGAAACUGGACGAGGCGAUGGCCAGGGCGUCCAGGCUGGAAGAGGAGAAGAUUGUUUUGCGCGCCAAUGUUGAUAAGGUCUCUGCCUCAGUCAUUCGCCUCGAGGAGGCGAGGAGAGCUAAAAGCGCCGAGGUGGCGAUGCUUAAGAGGCGUAUUGAAGCCAAGGACGCCUUGUUCGAUGCCAAGGUCAAGCCGGCGAAAAAGGAGACGAGGCGAGAGCAUACGGCUAAGUUUCAAGAACGCCUCGCCAAGGUGGAGGAGGGUUUGGCCAAGCUCGAGAAGGCCAAAAAUGACGAGAAUGAUCUGGGGCAGAUCAAGGGCAAUCUUGCGAUGAUUGCCGACCUGAAGAAGUUGAACGCCCCAACGCUCGAUGACGAGGAGGCGAAGCUGAAAAACUAG
Eutrema salsugineum is the source of this 2205-nucleotide messenger RNA. RefSeq lists its product as uncharacterized. Lineage: Eukaryota; Viridiplantae; Streptophyta; Magnoliopsida; Brassicales; Brassicaceae. The record is from RefSeq and is a predicted model, not a curated record. The transcript has 3 exons. The coding region runs from base 1 to 2205 and encodes 734 amino acids.